CGAUAAAUGCUUCCACCCACUUACGAAAGGACUUUGGUUGGCUGAUCAAAGUUCCGCCCUUCACCGCCGGUGUGUCACUGACAGCAACAGCGCCAUGUAUCGCUCUCUGCGAAGCGUCCAGCGAUUAAACAGCAACCUCCUAGCACUGCAAAGGAGCAUUGCCAACAAAAAUCACAGUCCUGUUAUUGGGGGAAUUAUAACUGCGUCCAGAAUGGCAAGUUCGGAGUCUUAUAGAGUUGAACGAGACACCUUUGGAGAGUUGAAAGUACCAAGCGACAAGUACUAUGGAGCCCAGACGGUCAGAUCUACAAUGAAUUUCAAGAUUGGUGGUGUUACUGAACGAAUGCCAAUACAAGUCAUCAAAGCCUUUGGGAUUCUGAAGAGGGCUGCUGCAGAAGUGAACAAAGACUACGGACUGGACCCAAAGAUUGCUGAUGCCAUCGUCCAGGCUGCCGAUGAGGUCACUGCUGGGAAAUUGGAUGACCACUUCCCCCUGGUCGUGUGGCAGACGGGAUCUGGCACUCAGACAAACAUGAAUGUGAAUGAAGUCAUCAGCAACAGGGCCAUUGAGAUCCUAGGUGGGAAACUAGGGAGCAAGGAUCCAGUGCACCCUAAUGACCAUGUCAACAAAAGCCAGAGCUCCAACGACACGUUUCCCACGGCCAUGCACAUCGCAGCCGCCAGGGAGGUGCACGACGUGCUGCUGCCGGGGCUGCAGACCCUGCACGACGCACUGGCGGCCAAGGCCGUCGAGUUCAAAGACAUCAUCAAGAUCGGACGCACUCACACCCAGGACGCCGUGCCACUGUCCCUGGGACAGGAGUUCAGUGCCUACGUCCAGCAGGUGAAGUACAGCAUGGAGCGGGUGAAGGCGGCCAUGCCCAGAGUGUAUGAGCUGGCAGCCGGUGGCACCGCGGUCGGCACAGGCCUCAACACCCGCAUUGGCUUUGCUGAGAAAGUGGCCGAGAAAGUGUCAGCUCUUACAGGUUUGCCGUUCGUGACUGCGGCCAACAAGUUUGAGGCGCUGGCGGCCCACGACGCCCUGGUGGAGCUGAGCGGCGCUCUGAACACGGUGGCCUGCAGCAUGAUGAAGAUCGCCAACGACAUCCGCUUCCUGGGCUCCGGGCCGCGCUCAGGCCUGGGGGAGCUCAUCCUGCCCGAGAACGAGCCGGGCAGCAGCAUCAUGCCAGGGAAGGUGAACCCAACACAAUGUGAGGCUAUGACCAUGGUGGCCGCCCAAGUAAUGGGAAAUCAUGUGGCUGUGACUAUUGGAGGCAGCAAUGGACACUUUGAAUUGAAUGUAUUCAAACCGAUGAUGAUCAAAAACGUGCUCAACUCUGCCAGGCUGCUUGGUGACGCCUCCGUCUCCUUCACCAACAACUGCGUGGUGGGCAUCCAGGCCAACACGGAGAGAAUCAACAAGCUGAUGAACGAGUCCCUCAUGCUCGUCACGGCUCUCAACCCUCACAUAGGUUACGACAAAGCUGCUACCAUUGCCAAGACUGCCCACAAAGAGGGAUCAACACUAAAAGCGACAGCCAUCAAGCUUGGGUAUCUCACAGAGGAACAGUUUGACCAGUGGGUCAAGCCUCACGAAAUGCUGGGCCCUAAGUAGGUGUGUCAGAGUAGGAAUGGAUCAACGCGCAACAUCCACCCCCAUCUUUGUACAAUAAAAUUAAUUUUGAAGAUGAAAGGUAUUUUUUUGUAUUAACUUACCUUCCCUCACUAUUAUAGAAAGGCAACAAGGUCUUGUUACGCUGCUUGAUGGCAAUAAAUGCUGGUAUAGAGACCUGUCAGGUUAGCUAUCGGGUAGGCAGCUACAAUCAUCCUUCUCUUCCUUACCCCAGCCACACGUCUAACAUAUUUUUUUUCGUACCCUCACUGAUGUGUGAACAUGAGAAGCCAAAAUGUGGUAAUUCUGUUGAUGCAAAAAUAUUACAUCUCGGUUAGUUUUGGACUUCUUUUCUCAACACUUUCACACCUGAAGGUGCAGUGGCUCAGUCCCAGCAGGGAUUCUAAGCUGUCAUGUCUAGAGUUGAGCACUCUGACAGCUACUGCGCACCACUGUGACCAUUCAUAUGUUUAUGUAAUCUGAAUUCAGAGCUCAUUCGUGUGUUUAUGUAAUCUGGAUUCAGAUCAGGAUCUGAGAUGUUACAGAUCAAGUAAAGACAGUUUUGGCAGUCUCAUCCUGGCAAGUUGAUGUGUGCUCUCAUUUUGCAUGCUUUUCAUGUGUGUGGGACAGCUCAUUAUAAGCGCGGCCUUAUAAUGUGACAGCAUUUUUCAUAAGUCAUCGAUGGUAAAUGAAUCUGAAUGUUUGCCAACAACAUCUUGCCGCUGCAAAGGCAAUCUGUCUCCCAAGAUCCCCUUUGUAGGCAAACUAUUGAUUGUUCGUUGGCCAAUGGGACACAAAGGUUUUGGCCCUGUUAACCAUCCGAUGUUCACUUUAACCACCUCUUACUUCUCUUGCUUAAUCCUGUCGCCAUGGAUACGGACAUCCCCUUCAGAUUCCUUCUCGGCUUGCCCAGGACAAGCGCAGCUCCCAGAUGACUUUGCGUGCGGAAUACAGUGUCCUGACAAACCAGAAAGGAUGACAAGUUGUGUGUCUGAACAAGCUGAAUGCAGAUGAUGAGAGCUGACAGUCCUUGCUUGCAGUGUUGUUUUAGGCAGUAUUGUCAUUGAAGAAAUACGGAGGGAUUACUCUUGUAAUGGAAUUUUUUCGUUUUAAUAGAAAGGGUAAUUAAAAUCAAUACUAUCCAGCAUGUUUAUUUGGCCUUAAUAACGUGCAGUAAUCUUGUUGUAGAAAGUGACAAAAUUAAGUUAAAGCCAAUGCUGUUUGCGAUUUGUGAAUUGGACCCCAGUGGAAAGCCAGUCCAGGGGUUUCAAUACCAUGCUCGUGAAAGCGUUUGUGGAAUCGGCUGACAGAAAAAUGUAAUUUUGCUGAUUGAUCGUUGGUUGGUUGACGGCAUAAUUGUUUCUGAAUUGGAAUGCUGUGUGAAUCAAUUUUAAAAGCAUCAUCCUUGGUGGUGAAAAGAAAAAAAAGAAUGGCAUUCAUUAUUGCUGGGAUCACUUCAAAAGUCAGUAGCUAUUGAGUGGAUCACACGUUUUUCAUAAAACCAUGAUAAAAUGAAAGAAAGUUAAUAUAAUUAGAGGAAAAGCAAAGUAUUUUCCCAAAGAGACACUACAUUAGACAUUGAAUCAAAACAUUGCUCUAACAAGAUAGCGCAUUAUUUCUGCCAGAUGUUUGAUGGUAACUUUAUUUGUGCCAUAAUUUCAACUUGUUUGGCAGAUAAGAUCUUUCCUGUGUCAUUGCAUGACAAUUAUUACAUAUUUUCAACACUUCUUAUUUCUUGUGCAGAGGUUGAGCUGUACCAACCAGCAGUCUAAAAAGAUUUGCAGGGUUUAUCAGCAUUUUCACACAUUUUAUUCAGUCUGCCUGAUGAUGCCAAAUAUCUCACACGUA
Messenger RNA from Megalops cyprinoides (Indo-Pacific tarpon), 3460 nucleotides. It is a transcript of the gene fh, whose product is annotated as fumarate hydratase. Gene Ontology annotation, cellular component: tricarboxylic acid cycle heteromeric enzyme complex; mitochondrion. Gene Ontology annotation, molecular function: fumarate hydratase activity. The transcript has 10 exons. Lineage: Eukaryota; Metazoa; Chordata; Actinopteri; Elopiformes; Megalopidae. The record is from RefSeq and is a predicted model, not a curated record. Bases 95 to 1615 code for a protein of 506 amino acids. Gene Ontology annotation, biological process: fumarate metabolic process; malate metabolic process; tricarboxylic acid cycle.